AUGUCGGUGGGUCAGAAAGAAGACGAUUCGAUUGAAAUCCGCGAGGUCUGGAACGACAAUCUCGAAGAGGAGAUGUAUCUGAUUUCACAAGUGGUUGGCCAUUUCCCCUACGUCGCGAUGGACACGGAGUUCCCUGGGAUCGUGUGCAAGACAGUGACGACAGACGCAAACUGUAGACGCAACGAGUUCAACUGCUACGACUCGUUAAGGACGAACGUGAACAUGCUAAACAUGAUUCAGCUCGGCCUCGCGUUAUCCGACGAGCAAGGAAACCUCCCGACCUUGGGAACCAACAACAAGCAGUGCGUCUGGCAAUUCAAUUUCAGGGAAUUCAACCCCAAGACGGACAUGUUCGCCAUGGAGUCCAUCGAGCUCCUCAGUCAAUCCGGGAUCGACUUCGCCAGAAACAUCCGAUUCGGCAUCGAGUCGAGACGAUUCGCGGAACUUCUGAUGAGUUCUUCGGUAGUGCUAGACUAUAAGAUACAGUGGGUGACGUUCCACUGCGGAUACGAUUUCGGAUACCUGCUGAAAAUCCUUACCGGGAAAAAUCUGCCGGAGAAGCAGUCGGAGUUCUUCCUCCUGGUCAAGACAUUUUUCCCGGUAGUUUACGACAUCAAACACCUGAUGGAUUUCUGCGCCGGUCUCUUUGGCGGCCUGAGCAAAGUAGCGGAGCUGCUCCAUGUCAAACGAGUCGGGAUUUCGCACCAGGCCGGUUCAGAUAGUUUGCUAACGUCUUGUGUGUUCAGGAAGAUGAAAGAGACGCACUUCUCUGGUCCCAUGGAUAAAUAUUCUGGUGUUUUGUAUGGACUAGGAAGUGUUUAUAAUCCUCAGCUCCUCGCUGAAAAAUCCAAAAAACCAAAUUAA
Messenger RNA from Thlaspi arvense, 864 nucleotides. NCBI's taxonomy places the organism in Eukaryota, Viridiplantae, Streptophyta, Magnoliopsida, Brassicales, Brassicaceae. The record is from the annotation of a GenBank genome assembly.